GUGUCGCCAUUUUCGCAGGCGGUAUUUCGGCAGAACUGAGCAAAAGUGCGACAUUAAGUAGCGUAGCUAUCGAUUUUUAAAGACGUGUACAUUGGAAAGGUACAAGCGUUAGACAAUUGUAGAGGAAGCACCCUUUAACUAUUUAUAUUAUUUGGACAACUGCACACAAUGAACAUGGAUGCGACUGCUGUUGAAAAUCGUGAGAAAGAGCGCGAUCGGCGCGGCCGAGGAGCACGUGGCUCGCGUUUUUCCGAUGCCGAUGGAAAUGGUAACGUUGGUGGAAAUGGAGGUGGUGGGGGAGGAGCGGCGCGGGACCGAAGUCGUGAACGCAGAAACUGUCGUGUUUAUAUCUCAAACAUACCCUAUGACUACCGGUGGCAAGAUCUGAAGGAUCUGUUCCGUCGCAUUGUCGGUUCCAUUGAAUACGUGCAGCUGUUUCACGAUGAGAGCGGAAAGGCACGCGGCUGCGGCAUUGUGGAGUUCAAAGAUCCGGAGAACGUGCAAAAGGCAUUGGAAAAGAUGAAUCGGUAUGAGAUAAACGGACGUGAAUUGGUCGUGAAGGAGGAUCAUGGUGAGCAGCGGGAUCAAUACGGACGUAUUGUGCGCGAUGGUGCCGGCGGAGGAGCUGGAAACGGAGGUGGUGUUCGGGAUCAUAUGGAUGACCGUGAUCGCGGCUUUUCCCGCCGUGACGACGACAGAAUAUCUGGGCGUAAUAAUUUUAACAUGAUGUCAAAUGAUUAUAAUAAUUCGUCGAAUUACAAUUUGUAUGGGCUUUCUGCUUCGUUUUUGGAGAGUCUUGGCAUAAGUGGACCUUUGCAUAAUAAGGUUUUUGUUGCUAAUCUGGACUAUAAAGUGGAUAGCAAGAAGCUCAAGCAAGUCUUUAAGCUGGCAGGAAAGGUGCAGAGUGUGGAUCUUUCACUCGAUAAGGAGGGCAACAGUCGCGGGUUUGCUGUUGUCGAAUAUGAUCAUCCUGUAGAGGCAGUGCAGGCAAUUUCCAUGUUGGAUCGGCAAAUGCUCUACGAUAGGCGCAUGACUGUGCGCUUAGAUCGCAUACCGGACAAAAGUGAAGGUCUGAAACUGCCCGAAGGAUUGGGUGGUGUGGGAAUCGGUUUGGGACCCAAUGGUGAACCACUCAAGGAUGUGGCACACAAUCUGCCCAAUGGCGGAAAUCCAUCCCAAAUCGGAGGCAACAACUCGGGCUCUCAGCUCUCAAAUGCUGGUGCCAACCAAGUCAAUGCUGCAGCCAAUGCCAACAAUUUGCUUGGCAGCCUGGGUGGUGUAAUGUUUGGCAACAAUGCGUCUGUGCAGCCUUCGCCAGUUACUCCAGUGCAGAAGCCUUUGGUGGGCAACAACGCGGGUGGCGGCGGUGGCAUCAAUUUGAGCAAUCUUAAUCCGAGCAACCUGGCCGCUGUUGUGGGAAAUUUGGGCAAUCUUGGCGCAGCCCUUUCGAACCCACUAUUGACCUCAUCGCUAAAUACACUCGGCUUGAAUUUGGGCAAUGCUGGUGGCGGAAAUCAGGACGAUACGCUGUCGGCAAGCAAUGCUGGAUUGUCGAACAACUACAGCAGCAGUGGCAACAACUAUAGUUCUGGCGGCUACGGCACGGGAGGUGGCAGUGGCGUGUCUGGUGGCAACGUCGGCUACAAUGCUUACAACAGCAGCGGCGGCUCAGGAGGCGGCAACAAUAAUGGUGGCAAUCAGCUUGAUGGAAAUGACUACAAAACCAGUAUGGAUAUGUUUGGCGGUGGCUCGCUCGGCACUGGAAAUGUCGCUGGCGGAGGUGUGGCUGGCGGUUCGGCUGGUGCACGUAAAUCGGACACGCUUAUCAUCAAAAAUCUUCCACUAAGCUGCACAUGGCAGACAUUGCGCGACAAAUUCCGUGAUGUGGGCGACGUCAAAUUUGCCGAGAUACGCGGCAACGAUGUGGGCGUGGUGCGUUUCUUUAAGGAGCGCGAUGCCGAAUUGGGCAUAGCUCUGAUGGAUGGCUCUCGCUUAGACGGUCGCACCAUAAAAGUCACAUACUUUUAGAUUUAUGUAUAGUCUUAAAUAUUGUAACCAACCACCCCCCAAUAAUUUAUAAGUUUGACAAAGGUCUGCCACACACAGCUUCUUCUCUUCAUCACAAUUCUAAAGGCAACUGGCCGGAGACAUUUAAAGCUAUUUCAAUUCAUUUUUUAUCGAAGCAGAUGGAGUCAAAUCGUAUAUAUAUUUUGAUGAGCGACUGCUAUUACAACAACAAGAAGAAAACACCAAUGCCAACGAUAACCGCAACACUUGCAUCAUUUUAUAUAUCAUUAAUAAUAUUGUAUAACAGAAGAAAACAAAUAAUUGACGUUCCAAGAAACAUGAGACGCAAUUCAUGUAGUUUGUAAGCGAUCCAUCAUUCUGAAUAAAUAAAUAAAAACAAUAUGUAGAGCUGAAUAA
Molecule: messenger RNA, 2424 nt
Organism: Scaptodrosophila lebanonensis
Lineage: Eukaryota; Metazoa; Arthropoda; Insecta; Diptera; Drosophilidae
Gene: rump
Product: myelin expression factor 2
Exons: 6
Coding region: 169-2028 (619 amino acids)
Biological process (GO): regulation of mRNA stability involved in response to oxidative stress
Cellular component (GO): cytoplasm; nucleus; post-mRNA release spliceosomal complex
Molecular function (GO): mRNA binding
Source: RefSeq, a predicted model, not a curated record